CGCUGAACCCGGAGCCCAGCGCCCUGCGCGGGCGGACGCCACUGCAAGCCGGGACCUGCCGGCUCAGCCCCGCGGUGCAGUCUCGCGGGAUCGCGCAGCUCUCACUCCGCGAGCGGCUCCCGACGAGGCUGGAGUCCCGGGAACCCCGGAGUGUCGGGGCCGCGGGGCUGCUCUGCAGGGCGGCGAGCACAACUGCCUUCCCGUGCCGCCCAGAGAUUGACCCAGAAGUCGUUUUCAGGAAAAGAGCUUCCUUCAAAAUGGUAAAAUAAUGAAAUGAGGAAUUUGAACAUUUUAUCUUUGGAUGGAAACCUGAGAAUGAGAAAAUUACUGUGAGCCAUGUGGUGAAAUCCAGAAGUUGAGGGAAAAUGGAAAUGUUUGCAGUUGUGUGGACAUGUGUUUUUCUGCCCCUGAUAAAAGGGCACAGUCUUUUCACUUGUGAGCCAAUUACUAUCCCCAGAUGUAUGAAGAUGGCAUAUAACAUGACAUUUUUCCCUAAUCUGAUGGGCCAUUAUGACCAAAAUACUGCUGCUGUGGAAAUGAAGCAUUUUCUUCCUCUCACAAAGCUGGAAUGUUCUCCAAAUGUAGAAACUUUUCUUUGCAAAGCCUUUGUGCCAGCCUGCACAGAACAAAUUCAUGUGGCUCCACCUUGCCGUAGAUCUUGUGAAAGAGUAUAUUCUGAUUGCAAAGAAAUAAUGGACACUUUUGAAAUCCGAUGGCCUGAGGAACUUGAAUGUGAUAGGUUACAAUUCUGUGAUGAGACUGUUCCUGUAACUUCAGAUCCACACACAGACUUUCUCAGUCCUCAGGAGGAAACAGAACAAGUCCAAAGAGACAUUGGAUUUUGGUGUCCAAGGCAUCUCAAGACUUCUGGGGGCCAAGGAUAUAAGUUCUUGGGAAUUGACCAGUGUGCACCUCCGUGCCCCAACAUGUAUUUUAAGACUGACGAGCUUGAGUUUGCUAAAAGCUUUAUUGGGAUCGUUUCAAUAUUUUGCCUCUGUGCAACUCUGUUUACAUUUCUUACUUUUUUAAUUGAUGUCAAAAGAUUCAGGUACCCAGAGAGGCCAAUUAUAUAUUACUCCGUCUGUUAUAGCAUUGUAUCUCUCAUGUACUUUGUUGGGUUCUUGCUAGGCAAUAGCACGGCAUGCAAUAAGGCAGAUGAGAAGCAAGAGCUUGGUGAUACUGUUGUCCUAGGCUCCCAGAAUAAGGCUUGCACCAUUCUGUUCAUGUUUCUCUAUUUCUUCACAAUGGCUGGCACUGUGUGGUGGGUGAUUCUUACCAUUACUUGGUUCUUAGCUGCAGGAAGGAAAUGGAGUUGCGAAGCCAUUGAACAGAAAGCAGUGUGGUUCCAUGCCGUGGCCUGGGGAGUGCCAGGCUUUCUGACGAUCAUGCUGCUUGCUAUGAACAAAGUUGAAGGAGAUAACAUUAGUGGAGUAUGCUUCGUUGGCCUCUAUGACCUGGACGCUUCUCGCUACUUUGUACUCUUGCCUUUGUGCCUCUGUGUGUUUGUUGGGCUGUCUCUCCUUCUAGCCGGCAUCAUCUCCUUAAAUCACGUCCGACAAGUUAUACAACAUGAUGGUCGGAACCAGGAAAAACUGAAAAAGUUCAUGAUUCGCAUUGGAGUCUUUAGUGGCCUGUACCUUGUGCCCCUUGUCACACUUCUUGGAUGUUACGUCUAUGAGCAAGUGAACAGGUUUACCUGGGAGGUAACAUGGGUCUCCGACCAUUGUCGUCAGUACCAUAUCCCGUGUCCUUAUCAGGCAGAAGCAAAAACUCGACCAGAAUUGGCUUUAUUUAUGAUAAAAUACCUAAUGACAUUGAUUGUUGGUAUCUCUGCUGUCUUCUGGGUUGGAAGCAAAAAGACUUGCACAGAAUGGGCUGGAUUUUUUAAGCGAAAUCGCAAGAGAGAUCCAAUCAGUGAAAGUCGAAGAGUACUACAGGAGUCAUGUGAGUUUUUCCUAAAGCACAACUCUAAAGUCAAACACAAGAAGAAGCCCUAUAAGCCGAGUUCGCACAAGCUGAAGGUCAUUUCCAAAUCCAUGGGAACCAGCACAGGCGCCACAGCAAAUCCCAGCACUUCUGCGGUCGCAAUCACCAGCCAUGACUUCCUGGGGCAAGAGACACUGACAGACAUCCAAACCUCCCCAGAAACAUCAGUUAGAGAGGUCAGAGCAGAUGGGGCGAGCACCCCUAGAUUAAGAGCACAGGACUGUGAGGUGCCUGCCUCCCCAGCAGCGUCCAGCUCCAAAUUCAGCAGGGAGCACAACAACAAAAAAAGCCCAGCAGGCACUGUCAGCGGCAGUGUGUCCGGGAGUGUGCGGAGUGAAGGAAGGACAACUCCAAAGAGUGAUGUCACUGGAACUUGUCCAGUGCAAAACAGCAACUUGCAGGUGCACAGCUGUUCAGAGCCAAGUAGCCUCCAAGGCUCUGUGCCACUACUCAUUCGCUCGACCUCAGAAGUCAGAGAAGAGCAAGGCACUGGAGGUCACUCAGAGACUUGAAAACGAGUUGAUCCCUACAAACUUGGCCUUACACUGGAAGUGACCAGCAGACUGUCUUGUAAGAAUCACUGUUACAUUAUUCCUUUGCACUUAAAGCUGCAUCACCUGCUAUUCCACUGGAAACAACAGAUUCCAAGAAUGUGAUUCAUUUCACAUAAAAGUUAGUGACUAGUAUAACUGAAAGGCAGAUAUGUGCAGGUUAAUAUUCUUUAAAUUGUGUGGUAGAAGGGAAGCUUGGGUUUAAGAGGAAUUUUACUUUUUUCAUUUAUAGGAUUCUAUUUUGUCAGAAGUAUUUUUAAGAUACACUACUUUGCUUUUAUGGUAUAAAAAAUUGAGAUUUUUUUCCUGUGAUAAAAUAUUUAAAGUUUAUCUUUGUAUUAUUUUAUAUAUUUCAAAAUAAUUUUAUAUGUAUUUAAACUUUUUUUUUUAGAAGUUCGGGAAAGUCUAUUCAGGAUUUUUAUUAUAUUCUGAAAAAUAAGAACUCUAGCAUUCCUUCGGUAGUUUUUACACUGAAUUUCUCUUUAUUGUAUAAAAAGGUUGACAUGCCCAAAUAUAUUAUAAUGAGCAUUCAUCUUUUAAAGUCCACUUACUCUGCCUUAUUAUCUUGAGGGUGUGAAUUUUAUAAAGUUUCACUGUCUCCAGACUUGUGCAGAUUCACUAUGCAACUGAAAUAAGGUGCUGACUGAAGAUAUGUCCAUUCUCGAUGGUGCUACUGCUGCUCACUGAUCCUUCUGAACUUUAAACAAAGUGACCUGAAGGGUUAGUAGAUGAAAUGUUAACCUUAAAAAUUAAGCUAAGUGCAAUUGACUUCCUUUUUUAAUGUUUCAUAACCACCCACAACUGUAUUAUUAUGACCACUUGUAGUUGUUUAGACAUUUGUCUUAACUCUUUUUGUUUGUUGCUUGGUUGGUUGGUUGGUUGGUUGGUUGGUUUGCUUUAGUUUUUUAACAUUUAGAAUACUGACACACUUGGUGCAGAAUUUGGUCAGCCUUUUGUAGAACUCAUUUCUGCAGGUAAAUAGGACUUUGAUGCCCUCAGAAAUCUGUUAGCAGUACUAGUGCCAAUCAAAUGGGGGAGGGGAAGAUGUAGUCUUGAUAAAAGAAAAAUGUAUUUUGUAUAACAUACUUUAAAAAAUAUUAAAGAAAUUUCUUCAUUUUUUUUCCAAGUAAAUCUUAUUCCUUCAGUAAGAUUUUCUAAUGAUUAUAGCUUUUCUUCCCUAUGUUUAUCAUUUUGUUUAAGAAAAAAAGGAAAAAUUAUCAUGUACUGUAUGGAAAAUGUUGUAAAUAUUAACCUUUCUACAUUUUGUGAACUUUAUAUGCAAAAACCUUGGUUUGUGUGGUCUUUUCGGUAAUAAACUUUUCUCUAUUAA
Erinaceus europaeus (western European hedgehog) is the source of this 3867-nucleotide messenger RNA. RefSeq names its product frizzled class receptor 6 (gene FZD6). Gene Ontology annotation, cellular component: plasma membrane. The record is from RefSeq and is a predicted model, not a curated record. Lineage: Eukaryota; Metazoa; Chordata; Mammalia; Eulipotyphla; Erinaceidae. Gene Ontology annotation, molecular function: Wnt receptor activity; Wnt-protein binding. The transcript is spliced from 7 exons. Gene Ontology annotation, biological process: canonical Wnt signaling pathway; non-canonical Wnt signaling pathway. Bases 366 to 2498 code for a protein of 710 amino acids.